AUGGCGCUCGUGGACAAUAACCAGAUCAAGCUGGCCGAGCUGUGGAAGCCGUUGCCGACGCACUUCCACGCCUACGUCUGGCCCUUUGCCAUCGUCUGGCCCGUGUUCUUGCGAUACUACCUCACCCCCGAACUGUACGAGAAGCACAUCGCAUCCGAGGAAUGGACCUUUGUGUGGAUCGGCACCAUCAUCACCUUCCAGUCCCUCUUCUGGCUGAGCACCCACUGGAGCGUCAACCUCCAGGCUCUCUUCACCGCCACCCGCGCCAAGUCGAUUGACGAGGCCGAGCUGAUCAAGAUCAUCCCCGUCGCCAAUGCCGGGUCCGCCGAGAUUUGCAAGUUGGUUCGCGACAAGGUCGGCGGCAAGGUCAACACCUCGUUCCUGUUCCAGAAGCGCCGCUUCAUCUACUACCCCGAAGAGAAGGUCUUCCGCACCCUCGUCUACGAUAUCGACCUCGAGCCGAAGCCCCAGAUUGGACGCUACCAGCAGUCCAAGGGUAUUACGACCGAGGAGGAGUUGAAGAGGAUUGAGGAGCACUACGGUCCCAAUGCCUUCGACAUCCCGGUUCCCACCUUCACCGAGCUCUUCAAGGAGCACGCCGUCGCCCCCUUCUUCGUCUUCCAGAUUUUCUGCGUCGGUUUGUGGAUGCUGGACGAAUACUGGUACUACUCGCUCUUCACCCUCUUCAUGCUCGUCGCCUUCGAGAGCACCGUCGUCUGGCAGCGCCAGCGCACUCUCAACGAGUUCCGCGGAAUGAGCAUCAAGCCCUACGACGUCUACGUCUACCGCCUGGGCAAGUGGACCGAGAUCCAGAGUGACAAGCUCCUCCCUGGCGACCUCGUGUCUGUUGGCCGCACCAAGGAGGACAGCGGUGUUGCUUGCGACAUGCUGCUUGUUGAGGGAACUGCUAUUGUCAACGAGGCUAUGCUUUCUGGCGAGAGUACCCCUCUCCUCAAGGAUUCCAUCCAGCUUCGUCCCGCUGAUGCGCCGAUCGAGCCGGAGGGCCUGGACAAGAAUGCCUUCCUCUGGGGCGGUACCAAGGUUCUGCAGAUCACUCACGGCAACCCGGACGAAGAGAAGCCCAAGCUUGCCUCCGGCGUCCCGCCCGCUCCCGACAACGGCGCCAUGGCCAUCGUUCAAAAGACUGGUUUCGAGACCUCCCAGGGCAGCCUUGUCCGCACCAUGAUCUACUCCACCGAGCGUGUUUCUGCCAACAACGUCGAGGCCCUGCUCUUCAUUCUCUUCCUGCUCAUCUUCGCCAUCGCCGCCUCCUGGUACGUCUGGGACGAGGGUGUCAAGAAGGAUCGCAAGCGCUCCAAGCUUCUGCUCGACUGUGUCUUGAUUGUCACCAGCGUUGUUCCUCCCGAGUUGCCCAUGGAGCUCAGUCUGGCUGUCAACACCAGUUUGGCCGCUCUGGCCAAAUAUGCCAUCUUCUGCACCGAGCCGUUCCGCAUUCCCUUCGCCGGCCGCAUCGACGUGGCCUGCUUCGACAAGACUGGAACCCUUACCGGCGAAGACUUGGUUGUUGAGGGUAUUGCUGGAUUGGGACUUGGCCACACGGGCACUGACACCCCUCGCGAGUCUGAUGGCGCUCACUCCCACAUGACCCCUGUAAACGAGAUCGGUCUGGACACCACGCUUGUUCUUGCUACGGCCCAUGCUCUCGUCAAGCUUGACGAAGGCGAGGUCGUUGGUGACCCGAUGGAGAAGGCCACUUUGACCUCUUUGGGAUGGACUGUCGGCCGUAACGAUACCCUCGCCAGCAAGCCUACCACUGCUGCCACUACUGGCGUCAGCGGAACCGUUCAGAUCAAGCGUCGCUUCCAGUUCUCCUCGGCCCUCAAGAGACAGAGCUCUGUCGCUACUGUAAACGGCGCGGACAAGCUUGGAAACCGGAUCCGCGGCACUUUCGUCGCUGUGAAGGGCGCUCCCGAGACCAUCCAGAAGAGACUUUCCACUGUGCCCGCCGACUACGAGGAGACUUUCAAGUACUUCACUCGCCGUGGAUCUCGUGUCCUUGCACUUGCCUACAAGCAGCUUACCGUCGACAACGAGCUGGGAGCCAGCAAGAUCAACGACCUGAAGCGUGAGAAUGUCGAGUCUGGUCUGACGUUUGCUGGAUUCUUGGUUUUGUCUUGCCCCCUGAAGGAAGAUGCUAAGGAGGCCGUCCAGAUGCUCAACGAGAGCAGCCACCGCGUGGUCAUGAUCACCGGAGACAACCCGCUUACUGCCGUCUACGUCGCCAGAGACGUGGAGAUCGUCGACCGUGACGUUCUGAUUUUGGACGCUCCUGAGGAUAACGACGGCGGCGACAAGCUCAUCUGGCACAGCGUUGACGAGAAGAUUAACAUCCCUGUUGAUCCUACUAAGCCUGUCGACCAGAAGAUCCUCGAAUCCUACGAUCUCUGUGUUACUGGUUACGCUCUCGCGAAAUUCAAGGACCAAGUCGGCUGGAACUCCAUUCUCCGCCACGCCUGGGUCUACGCUCGUGUCUCGCCCAAGCAGAAGGAAGACAUUCUCGUCGGUCUCCGUGACAUGGGAUACUACACUCUGAUGGCUGGUGACGGCACCAACGACGUCGGCGCCCUCAAGCAAGCUCACAUUGGUAUCGCUCUUCUCAACGGCACCCAGGAGGACCUCACUCGCAUCGCCGAGCACUCUCGCAACACCAAGAUGAAGGAGAUCUACCAGAAGCAGGUCGACCUCAUGAAGCGCUUCAACCAGCCCGCUCCCCCUGUUCCCGUCAUGAUCGCCCAGCUGUACCCCCCUGGACCCGGCAACCCUCACUUCUCCAAGGCUGUUGAGCGUGAGGCCAAGAGAAAGAACAUUAGCCCUGAGGAGUGGCUGAAGGCCAACGGUGUCUCCGCGAUCGAAACCGUCACUUCUCCGGCCGCCCAGCAGCUUCUCAACAACCAAGACCCCAGAGCCGCUCGCCAGGCCCAGGCCCAGGCCAAGGCGGCCAGCUUUGCUGACAAGAUGACCACGCAGAUGAUGGAGAGCGAGAUGGGCGGAGACGACGAGCCCCCUACCCUGAAGCUCGGUGACGCCUCCGUUGCCGCUCCCUUCACCAGCAAGCUCCGCAACGUCAUCGCUGUUCCCAACAUCAUCCGCCAGGGCCGCUGCACGCUUGUCGCGACCAUUCAGACCUACAAGAUUCUCGCCCUCAACUGCCUCAUCAGCGCCUACAGUCUUAGUGUCCUCUACCUCGAGGGUAUCAAGUUCGGCGACGGCCAGUACACCAUCAGCGGUAUCUUGAUGAGCGUCUGCUUCCUGUCCAUCUCGCGCGCGCGUGUUGUCGAGGGUCUUUCCAAGGAGCGCCCCCAGCCCAAUAUCUUCAACUUCUACAUCAUCGGCUCGAUCCUGGGACAGUUCGCCGUUCACGUCGUCACUCUCAUCUACAUUGCCCGCUUCUGCGACAAGAUUGCGCCUCGCUCUGGUGAUGUCGAUCUCGAGGCCGAGUUUGCCCCUAGUUUGCUCAACAGCGCUGUCUACCUCCUUCAACUCAUUCAGCAGAUCAGCACUUUCGCCAUCAACUACCAGGGCCGCCCCUUCCGUGAGUCUCUCCGCGAGAACAAGGGUAUGUUCUACGGCAUCGUCGGUGUUUCUGCCCUGGCCUUUUCUUGCUCGAUGGAGUUCAUCCCCGAGAUCAACGAGCAGAUGAAGCUGGUUCCGUUCACCGACGAGUUCAAGACGACCAUGACCGGUGUGAUGGUCCUGGACUACGGCGCCUGCUGGGUGAUCGAGGUCGUCCUCAAGCGCCUCUUUUCCGACUACCGCCCCCGCGAUAUCGCCGCCCGUCGCCCCGAGCAGUUGGAGCGCGAGAGGAUCCGCAAGGAGGCGGUGCAGAAGAAGAAGGAUGAGGAGGAGGAGAGGAAGAACCAGGAGAAGGUGGCCGAGUUCGAGCGCAAGGUGGAGGAGCGCCGACAGCAGCUCGAGGCCUGGAGACAAGGCCGCCGAUGA
Colletotrichum karsti is the source of this 3960-nucleotide messenger RNA. RefSeq lists its product as uncharacterized. The coding region runs from base 1 to 3960 and encodes 1319 amino acids. The transcript is spliced from 3 exons. The record is from RefSeq and is a predicted model, not a curated record. Gene Ontology annotation, cellular component: endoplasmic reticulum membrane. Gene Ontology annotation, molecular function: P-type ion transporter activity; ATP hydrolysis activity; ATP binding. Gene Ontology annotation, biological process: intracellular calcium ion homeostasis. Lineage: Eukaryota; Fungi; Ascomycota; Sordariomycetes; Glomerellales; Glomerellaceae.